GACACCACCCACAACCGGUCAAAACACAGCCCCGGAACGCGGAAAACCCAACGAAACCUCCUCGGCGCAGGCCGUGCGCCCGCCGGCGGAAGCGACGAGUCGACGACGACCGCGCCGGCACAUACUUACAAGACAAACCCACCCCGACGGCCACCUGCGCCUUCCCCGCCGCUGACAUACAUAUAAACUGCCCGCGCGCGCUCCCUUCCACGCCACCACUUCCCUCCCCUCCCCUCCCCCCGCACUCCACGCAAACCAAAGCCCGCGCACGCAACCGGCCGACGGCGCCAAAUAAAACGGCACGCGACGAUCAGCGAGGGCCGCGAGGAGGAAGCAGCAGCAGCGACAGAGGGCCGGCUGGAUGGUGUUCAGCGGCGCGUGGCUGGCGGCGGCGGCGAUGGUGCCGGCGGAGCUGUGCCAGGGCGCGCCGCGGCCGGGGCAGCGGCGGCGGCUGCGGGCCGACGAGGUGCUGCGCGCGCUGCUCACGCCGCCCGCGCGGGAGCUGGAGCGCCUGGCCGACUGCCUCUACGUCUUCUUCUGCCUACCGCUGCCGGAGCCGGACCAGUACCACAUGCCGGCGUCCGGGCGCGGCGGCUGGAUGGCGCGCCGGCCGCCCGGCGCCGUGCUGUACAGCUACCGGAGGUCCCUCUCGCUCUCCUCCGACGGCGGCGGCUCCGGCUCGUCGUCGUCGUCCACGUGGAUGGCCGGCUCCGAGGUGGAGGGGCUGUAUUACUCGGACGACUAGGAAAGCAUGCCGUGAUGUGCGUGUGUGGCGGUGGUCGUGUCGGGCUCGUGUUAGCUAGGCGGCACCGCCGUUUUGUCCGUUCCAUUCUUUGCUGUACAUAUUGGCUUGGUUGAUUGGCUUCAACGAGGAAUCAAGACUGUUUUUCUCGUUUGGUUCUUUUUCGA
Messenger RNA from Hordeum vulgare subsp. vulgare (domesticated barley), 909 nucleotides. RefSeq lists its product as uncharacterized. NCBI's taxonomy places the organism in Eukaryota, Viridiplantae, Streptophyta, Magnoliopsida, Poales, Poaceae. The record is from RefSeq and is a predicted model, not a curated record. The transcript has a single exon. The coding region runs from base 362 to 745 and encodes 127 amino acids.